AUGCUUUCUUUCAAUAACAGUUUCACACAGUUCUUCACACCUACAUAUGGUAACUGCUACACAUUCAACGUUCGUGAAAACGGUGAAACACUSUAUGCUACAUCUACAGGAGACGAAGAACCUCUUGCACUUACCCUGAACGUAGAAGGAGAUGAAUACGUUGGUGCUCUAUCGCCAUAUCUUGGGGUAAUUUUGCAAGUCCAUCAUCCCGACAUCAUGCCUUUUCCCAUCGAGCAUGGAGAGAAAAUGUCUCCGGGCUUUUCAACUAAUAUUGGUAUUUCMAAGAAACAAUUCUUACGUUUGGGGGAACCUUUUGCGUGUUUGAAACUAUGUGAAGCGAAUACUUCGAUAGAGAAGUGCGGUUGUGUUAAACCGAUUUACGAUAUCAAUCCAUCAUGCGAUCCCUUUAAUGAGACUGACAGAGCAUGCCUGAAAGAAAUGGAAGAGUCUUCUCUGGAGAAGGCUUUACUAGAAUGCAAAUGCUACCCACCAUGCAGUGAAACCGUUUACGAGUACUCGUCAUCUUUCUCUGUUUGGCCAAGCGAACAAAGCUGGAUAUUUUUAAAGCAAGACUUAGAAAACCGGACCUCACGCCCUAUUGUCUCGUCAUUGAAGUAUGCAAGGGAAAACUUACUCAAUGUCCACAUUUUCUACAAAACGCUCGGUUUUCGUACUACGGUAGAAAUGGAGGGAUAUAAGUUGGAAAAUCUAAUAGGUGACCUCGGCGGUCAGUUUGGUUUGUUUGUUGGGAUGUCUUUGCUCUCACUGGUCGAGGUUUUYGAGCUUGUCAUUGACCUCAUCACACGACUGCUGAAACGCGACCACAACAAUGUGCGAAGCAUAUCCAGAAAAAGCCAUGUUGAAACGGAGACAUAAUCUAUAUCAUAGAUACCAUAGAGGCAUAGAGACCAUAACCGGCUCGCUAAAAGCAAUGCAAUUACCCUGCGAGCAGAGCUUUUUUUUUUUUCCUGACCCUCCGUGGGAUGGCUGGUCCAAAACUUUGGAGACGGCUUCUACAAACAAAACGACAGAUUGAGGGCAGAGGUAUAUUUUCUCCCCGACCAGCCAUCCCACGGAGGGUCAGAAAAAAAACUUUGCUCUCAAGGUACAAUGCAAUAUACAAAAUUCUUAAAAACAUGAAAGAAAGACAGUUUGGUUACAUGAAAGAAAGACAGUUUGGUUUUGCAGAGGGAGCCAAAAAAAUUCCGUAGAGAAGUUAGACGAAAACGCAAUUGCACUAUUUUUUUCAAUAACAUAUAAGAUUAAUCACGAGCUCAAGAAUAUUUAAUUGAAU
Actinia tenebrosa (Australian red waratah sea anemone) is the source of this 1294-nucleotide messenger RNA. RefSeq names its product acid-sensing ion channel 1A. Gene Ontology annotation, molecular function: ligand-gated sodium channel activity. Gene Ontology annotation, cellular component: plasma membrane. Lineage: Eukaryota; Metazoa; Cnidaria; Anthozoa; Actiniaria; Actiniidae. The record is from RefSeq and is a predicted model, not a curated record. Gene Ontology annotation, biological process: sodium ion transmembrane transport.